Pygoscelis adeliae (Adelie penguin) is the source of this 1359-nucleotide messenger RNA. RefSeq names its product cholinergic receptor, nicotinic, alpha 2 (neuronal) (gene CHRNA2). Gene Ontology annotation, molecular function: acetylcholine-gated monoatomic cation-selective channel activity; transmembrane signaling receptor activity. Bases 91 to 1359 code for a protein of 422 amino acids. The record is from RefSeq and is a predicted model, not a curated record. NCBI's taxonomy places the organism in Eukaryota, Metazoa, Chordata, Aves, Sphenisciformes, Spheniscidae. Gene Ontology annotation, cellular component: postsynaptic membrane; synapse; neuron projection. Gene Ontology annotation, biological process: chemical synaptic transmission; regulation of membrane potential; nervous system process. The transcript has 3 exons.
CGUGUCUCCCUCCAGGAGUGGAGCGACUACAAGCUGCGCUGGGACCCGGCUGACUUUGACAACGUCACCUCCAUCCGUGUGCCCUCUGAGAUGAUCUGGAUCCCCGACAUCGUGCUCUACAACAAUGCUGACGGGGAGUUCGCUGUGACCCACAUGACGAAGGCCCACCUCUUCUCCAACGGGAAGGUGAAGUGGGUGCCACCCGCCAUCUACAAGAGCUCAUGCAGCAUCGACGUCACCUUCUUCCCCUUCGACCAGCAGAACUGCAAGAUGAAAUUCGGCUCCUGGACCUACGACAAGGCCAAGAUCGACCUGGAGAACAUGGAUCACCACGUGGAUCUCAAGGAUUACUGGGAGAGCGGCGAGUGGGCCAUCAUAAAGGCCAUCGGCACCUAUAACUCCAAGAAGUAUGACUGCUGCACCGAAAUCUACCCCGACAUCACCUUCUGCUUCAUCAUCCGUCGCCUCCCGCUCUUCUACACCAUCAAUCUCAUCAUACCCUGCCUGCUUAUCUCCUGCCUGACUGUGCUGGUCUUCUACCUGCCCUCCGACUGCGGGGAGAAGAUCACCCUCUGCAUCUCCGUCCUGCUUUCCCUCACUGUCUUCCUGCUGCUCAUCACGGAAAUCAUCCCAUCUACCUCGCUGGUCAUCCCUCUCAUCGGUGAGUACCUCCUCUUCACUAUGAUCUUCGUCACGCUCUCCAUCAUCAUCACCGUGUUCGUCCUCAACGUCCACCACCGCUCACCCAGCACCCACACGAUGCCUCACUGGGUGCGUAGCUUCUUCUUGGACUUCAUCCCUCGCUGGCUCUUCAUGAAGCGACCUCCGGCGCUGCCUCCCCCCGAGGGGAGCGCGGGGCAGUACGACCUCCCGGGGACGAGGCUCAGCACCUCCCGGUGCUGGCUGGAGACCGAUGUGGAUGGCAAGUGGGAGGAGGAGGAGGAGGAGGAGGAGGAAGAGGAGGAGGAGGAAGAAGAGGAGGAGGAAGAGAAGACAUACCCCAGCCGCAUAUCCCAGGCAGGCUCCCGUGGCCAGGGCGCCCAGUGCCGCUAUGACUGCGGGCGCCAAGCUGGGAAGACGUCGGGGGGCUCAGCCCCCCGAGUGCCCCCCAAGGGGGAGGAGGAGGAGGUGGGCUCGGACCCGGGGCUGAUGCUGUCCCCCAGCAUCCUGAAGGCCUUGGAAGGGGUGCAGUACAUCGCGGACCACCUGCGAGCUGAGGAUGCCGAUUUCUCGGUGAAGGAGGACUGGAAGUACGUGGCCAUGGUGAUCGACCGCAUCUUCCUCUGGAUGUUCAUCAUCGUCUGCCUGCUGGGCACCGUGGGGCUCUUCCUCCCGCCCUACCUGGCGGGGAUGAUCUAG